AACAAAACCGCCAACAAAUAACACGAUAAUUCCUCUUACCAGAACCGGUGCCUUGCCGGAUAGCAGGCACUGAAAUGGCGGCCAGUGGUGGUGGAAGCGGCCAGCUGACGUACAGACCGUAUCGUCAUCUGAGAACUCUGAGAGGACAUAGCAAGGCUGUCUCCUGCGUUAAGUUCUCGAACGACGGGACUCUGUUGGCAUCGGCAUCCCUCGAUAAAACCCUAAUAAUCUGGUCAGCCUCCACCUUGGCUCUCGUCCACCGUUUAGUGGGUCAUUCCGACGGCAUAUCGGACCUGGCUUGGUCUUCUGACUCGCACUACAUCUGCUCGGGGUCCGACGACCGGACCCUCCGAAUCUGGGACGCCCGAUCUCCCUUCGACUGUCUCAAGGUCCUCAAGGGUCACUCCGACGUCGUUUUCUGUGUUAACUUCAAUCCUCAGUCCAAUCUCAUAGUCUCCGGUUCAUUCGACGAGACUAUCCGCAUCUGGGAGGUUAAAACCAGCAAGUGCCUUCGUGUGAUUAGAGCUCACUCCAUGCCUAUCACUUGCGUCCACUUUAACCGCGAUGGCUCCCUUAUUGUCUCCGGUAGCCACGAUGGAUCUUGCAAAAUCUGGGACGCUAAAGAGGGUACCUGCUUGAAGACCCUCAUCGAUGAUAAAGACCCCGCUGUUUCUUUCGCCAAGUUCUCCCCCAAUGGAAAAUUCAUUCUUGUCGCUACUCUUGAUAAUACUCUUAAGCUGUGGAAUUACUCAACGGGGAAGUUUCUGAAAGUUUACACGGGUCACACGAACAAGGUUUACUGUAUUACAUCUGCCUUCUCCGUGACGAAUGGGAAAUACAUUGUUAGCGGGUCCGAGGAUAAUUGUGUUUACUUGUGGGAUUUGCAGCAGAAAACUAUGGUUCAGAAGCUUGAAGGUCAUACUGAUACUGUUAUUUCUGUAAGCUGUCACCCCAGUGAGAACAAAAUUGCUUCUGCUGGCCUAGAGAGUGAUAAAACUGUGAGGAUAUGGGCGCAAGAUGCUUGAACUGUUCAAUGAUGUAUGGUUGGGUUAGGUUACUAAUUUAACUAGGAAAAGUUGGAUGGUUAUGCUUCUUGUCUUUGUAGGAUAAAGUUUUAUAUGAAAUUCUCUUGAUCAAUGAUUACCUGAUUCCAUAUUUAAACCGUUGAAAUGAACAUUGGCUGGUCUGUAUUGGAGGCAUGGCAAAAUACGAACAGAAAAGGUAUUGAAUUUAUUCUUAUGGCAGUUUUGUGUUUGUUGACCUUGCAUUAUCUGAAUUCACCAAAAGUUCUCGAUCUAUUCACCUAAAAAGAAAUGGUGUUGUUUGUGGAUUAACCUUCCAUUAGAUGUUUUACGCCUCCAAGAAUCUGUCUGUUUGCUUAGGCCUGUUUGUCCUCAUUCGCGUUUGUGUUAAUCUUCAUAUUGUGUCUCCUGUUUACUCUGGAUGUUUUAGUUUUCUUAUUAUGCUGUUAUAGGAAUCACACAGGUCAUCUAGGUAUCUGGGUCAAUGAUUAUUUUUUUGAGAAGCCUUACAUUUAGGAAGCAUGUUUUCCAUCAUUGAACUUUCUAAAAGAUGAAACUUUAGGUAUGUAGCUUUUGUUUUCCAUUAAGUCACAGCUCAUUUUCAAGUUGUGAUAUUGUGCUAGUUAACAUAGAAGUGUUGGUAAAUUGUGUUUCCUAGAUGACUGUGAAACUUAGUUUUGAGCAUCAGGACACUUACAUAGUUUCAAAAGCAUCAACAUGAUUGUUUAAUUUAAUUUGUAUUGAAUAUAAUCUCUUAUCUGUAUUCUUCACAUUCUUGGUUUAAUCUAGCACAUUAGGAUCUCUCCAUAUUCCUGGUUUAGUCUGAACAUCAGGAUCUUUUCUUGUGCUAUUCUGUUGUGGGGUUGGGGCUUAAAGUGCUAAGACAGUGUGGAAGUGUUGUGCUGAGAAAGGAAUUGCAGAAUCAUAUAGCAAAUCUCACAUUGUAAACUAUUCCCAGCGGUCAGUUUAUGAAAUCAAAUACCCCAAGAAGUGCAUUAGGUCGCACUCAGCAGGAUCUAAACAUCAAUGUUCCGACUGCAAAAUGUUUUGGUGAGACAGAUUGCAUUAAGUUUUGUGAUAUAAGUUGAUGCCUGCUGCAUUUUGACAUUAUAUUUGCUAUGGCUUUUGGUAUUUAUUGCACUUUAUUGUUGUGUGCAUGAUAUGUUGAUGGCUUGACAAGUCAACUUUUUAUCCUAGUUAGUGAGUUCAUAAAUGGUAUUCCGUUCUAAUGAUGUUGUAUUCAGUUUGCUUUUAUUGGAAGUUUAUUUACAAAAAAAAAAAGGUUUAUUUUUAUUGGAAGAAUGAUGUAGAACAAACUAAGGUUGCUUUGCCUGUGCUGAGAACCUCAGGAUUCUUAGGUAUCACCAUCACACUUGGGAUUCUUUGAGUGUCACAUAUAAGCAAACAUUUGAUUGCAUCACAGUAGUCAUACAUGACAUUUCUGUUCAGAAAAUUAUCUGAAUGUGAAUACUGGCUGUCUCAUAAUUGAGUUGAAAGAUAUUUGUAGCUGUUACAAUAGUACCAUUAACAUGCUCUGCAAAUUUAAAAUAAAUCCAUCCACAAAUAUGUUUGUUCUUAUUAUCAUUAUUGCAACCUCAUCGAGGCUUCUGGUGUUCCUGCAUUGGUUUACCAUAGCAGCCUAAGCAUGUUCACUUGCAUGCUUAAUUAAAAAUUCACCCCUUGAUUUGUCAUCUCUGGCUGAUACUUUUUUACUAUAGUCAAUUCCUUACUUUUGACAGAUAAAAGGAAUGAUAAAUGGGUCGUUUUAGUUCUCAUGUUAUGACAAUAUUAUUGAUGAAGAUUUGGAUGUAAUGAAUUCUGUUAUUGUCCACAAGGAUUGUUGCCCUUCUGGUGAGUAAAGCAAUGACAAAGCAGGUUUGUGUUUAUCGGCUAUCUUCUUUCAAAUAUACCCUGCUAAUCCUGCCUUUUAUUUUUGUUGGCUUUGUCUUUUAUAGGGCUUUCUUGAAUUGGACGAUGACUACUAUUAAAGGUGUUUGUUGAAGGUGAUAGAGACAGUAUGCAACUGCUAGAAACUGAACUUUGGAUACCGGAUGGAGGAACUAUACAGUAUGGAUCGGAAUUCCUGCUGGUUCUGUUGAUGUCAGAAAUUGCUAUUGGUCCUGUGUCUAUGUCGGUGGACACGUGUGUAUUUGCAAUCAGUAAGAAGAGUUCAGUGCAGCUUAAUGGUUUUUCUACUUGUUUAGCAACAACCCUGCUGAGAGUCUGCUGGAAAAUUUUCCAUUUCCUUCUCUAGCGAUAAACAAGGUACUCAGAUUUGUAAGGCGUUAAGUGUUGAGCCUGGAGAGCCUGCCUGUCUCAGUGAGUAGAAACUAGUGAAUUAGAGACCUUUGCAAUUAGUAAACUUUUUUGUUAAGUGGCUUGUGGUUCAAUCAUUCCAGAUCCCUUUUUCUGCACUGAUAGACACUGCAAUAUAUUAUUCUUCAUGGGUGAA
Carica papaya (papaya) is the source of this 3474-nucleotide messenger RNA. It is a transcript of the gene WDR5B, whose product is annotated as Transducin/WD40 repeat-like superfamily protein. Gene Ontology annotation, cellular component: Set1C/COMPASS complex. Gene Ontology annotation, molecular function: histone binding. The record is from RefSeq and is a predicted model, not a curated record. NCBI's taxonomy places the organism in Eukaryota, Viridiplantae, Streptophyta, Magnoliopsida, Brassicales, Caricaceae.